AUGGAGAGCGCAAACAACAGCACCUACCCAGACAUCACAGACUGGGACAAUCAAACAGAAUUGGUGCCCGAAGUUGCGUUAAGCUAUCAAAUUGUCACCUCGUCACUUCUCGGACUUUUAAUUUUAUGCUCCAUUUUCGGCAACUCCUGUGUCAUCGCGGCUAUCGCCAUCGAGAGGUCUCUCCAAAAUGUUGCCAACUACCUAAUCGGCUCUCUGGCCGUCACGGACUUGAUGGUGUCGGUGUUGGUUCUACCCAUGGCGGCUCUGUAUCAGGUGCUGAACAAAUGGACACUCGGUCAAGAGAUUUGCGACAUUUUCAUCUCCCUAGACGUGCUGUGUUGCACCUCGUCCAUUCUCCAUCUGUGCGCAAUAGCGCUUGACAGGUACUGGGCGAUCACGGACCCCAUAGACUACGUGAAUAAAAGAACACCGCGGAGAGCGGCGAUACUCAUCAGUCUAACGUGGCUGAUUGGCUUUUCUGUUUCGAUACCACCUAUGCUGGGAUGGAGAAAGGCCGAAGAUCGCGCGGACCCCGACGCUUGCACCAUCAGCCAAGACCCGGGAUACACCAUCUACUCUACUUUUGGCGCGUUUUACAUCCCGCUCAUUGUCAUGCUGGUCCUCUACGGGAAGAUCUUCAAAGCGGCCAGAUUCAGAAUACGAAAGACGGUGAAGAAACCCCAGAAGGAGAAAUCGUCAGAUAAGUGUUUCCCCGUGUCGCCUGCGAUUUUCCACCGGAAACCUACCGAAGUGACUUACAAUAACUGGAAGGAGGGCGCGGAGAGCCCAGGUGCCUCGUGCGUAAACGGCGGCGCCCUGCACAGCCGAGAGACCAGCGGAGAGUCGCUGGAGUUGGUGGCGAGCAACUCCAAAUGUCACCUUCCCCUUCCUAACACCCCGCAGUCGGUGCUGGAUUCCGAGAGGCGAAAUGCCAAGAACAUUGAAGCGAAAAGGAAAAUGGCACUGGCGAGAGAGCGCAAAACGGUCAAAACGCUGGGAAUCAUUAUGGGCACUUUCAUCUUUUGCUGGUUACCGUUUUUCAUCGUGGCUCUGGUUCUACCUUUCUGUAAACUGAACUGCUUUAUGCCAGAUUGGUUAGGGGCGGUCAUCAACUGGCUUGGCUACUCCAAUUCUCUCCUGAACCCUAUUAUUUACGCCUACUUCAACAGAGACUUUCAAAACGCCUUCAAGAAAAUAUUUAAGUGCAAAAAUCUCAGACCAAUGAAUUGUUGA
This is a messenger RNA of Engraulis encrasicolus (European anchovy), 1233 nucleotides long. It is a transcript of the gene htr1aa, whose product is annotated as 5-hydroxytryptamine (serotonin) receptor 1A a. The coding region runs from base 1 to 1233 and encodes 410 amino acids. The record is from RefSeq and is a predicted model, not a curated record. The transcript has a single exon. Gene Ontology annotation, biological process: G protein-coupled dopamine receptor signaling pathway; regulation of vasoconstriction; regulation of hormone secretion. Lineage: Eukaryota; Metazoa; Chordata; Actinopteri; Clupeiformes; Engraulidae. Gene Ontology annotation, cellular component: plasma membrane. Gene Ontology annotation, molecular function: dopamine neurotransmitter receptor activity, coupled via Gs; G protein-coupled serotonin receptor activity.